Passer domesticus (house sparrow) is the source of this 1402-nucleotide messenger RNA. It is a transcript of the gene GEMIN6, whose product is annotated as gem nuclear organelle associated protein 6. The record is from RefSeq and is a predicted model, not a curated record. Gene Ontology annotation, biological process: spliceosomal snRNP assembly; spliceosomal complex assembly. Gene Ontology annotation, cellular component: nucleus; SMN complex. The coding region runs from base 75 to 911 and encodes 278 amino acids. Lineage: Eukaryota; Metazoa; Chordata; Aves; Passeriformes; Passeridae. The transcript has 3 exons.
UUGCAUGCUCGCGUUCACAAAUUCCCAGCAAAUCACGGAAUCCAUGACUAGCAGCUUGUUUGGCUCAUCCAUGAAUGGAGCAGGAGUGGGUGCUGGAAUCGAGCUUCCCGCCUUCACGGCGGCACGGCAAGCCUUGCCAAAAGCAGCUCGAGAAGCAGGGAACAAAAACACCGUAUUUUUAUGCAGCAGAUGCACAGAGCGUGCGUCUGUCCCUGUUAAAGCACACGGACGAGGCACGGCCAGGCGUGUGCGAGCUGUGCCAGCAGGAGCAUCCCGGGAGCAAAUCCAGCUCCAGAGGGGCCACACGCCCCCCGACUCCUUGUUUUGCGACCUGGCCUGAUGCGUGCCGAGCUCUGUGUCGUUUCCGUGCCGCAUGGGAGCAGUGGGUCCUGGAUGUAGGAAAUAUGAAUGACUGGCAGAGAAAAAGCCCUCUAGACUGGGAAACGUAUGUGAACAAGUUGGUGAAAGUUGUUGCAGUUGAGAAAUAUGAAUAUGAAGGAUGGCUUUUAACAGUUGACCCAGUUUCUGCCACCAUUGUCCUCGCAACAUUCCCAGAGAACGAGAAAGGAUCCUUGUCAUUCAUCAUGGGCCACGCUGUCCAGGAGGUGGAGGUCCUGCAGGAAGGGGACAGUGACAUGAAGCAGCGCCUCGCUCGCAUCCUUGCGCCCGAGGAAAGCCAAGCCUACAGCGCGGAGGAGCUGGAGAAGAGGAAGAACGCCUUGAAGACGUGGCUGGAGACAAACCACAUCCCCGUGGGCGAGCAGGGCGAGCUGGGCCGGACGCUGAGCGUGGCGGGGGUGCUGAGCAUCGAGCCCCCGUACGGCCCCGAGCAGUGCAGCAGCACCAACGAGAUCAUCCUGUGCCGCGUGCAGGGCCUGCUGCAGCGCUUCCUGCAGCAGCAGCAAAGCUGAGGGCUGCUCCUGUUGAGGCUGCUGCAGCGCUGCCUGCAGCAGCAGCGCUGCUGAGGGCUGCUGCUGCUGAGGACUUCCAUCUCCUGGAGCUCUCCUGCUUUAGGAACCGUCCCGUUUCAGAAGCUCUCCUGGGUGUCAAUAUUCACAGUUUGCAGAAAUGCUGCGUUUUGGGUACUUUUGUCUUGUUUUUUUUGUAUGUAAAGGAAGGAAUAAAGAAGAAUAAACUCAAAGCACAAGCAUUUUUUCAUGUGCUAUUUUUAUUAGUAGCAAACUGUUGGAUAAUGCUGAUGUAAUAAACUGAUUUGUCAGUUAAGAGUUUUUGUAACAAUAUUGUAAAAGGUGAUAUAUAAUACAUUUAACCUGUUUUCCCUUUAAAACUAGUUUAAUUUUAUAGUGCUGAAGGUGUGUUUAUUUGAACUGCCUACCAGAUUCUUCUUUUUUUUGUUUUAUUUAGAAAGCAAAUUAUGACAUCUGGACUUCCCAAACCAAAU